UCAGACUUAACCCUUUCCCUUCCUAACGUGGAAGCUCGUGUGCAGGUGAUCCUAAAACAGAAACCAAAUAACGUUCAAAACACAUUUUUAUCAUAGUGUCAUAAAAAUCCCAGUGAAGUCACUGCAGCUGACGGGCUGCAAUACCUCCACACAGCCACCAGGCGAAUGUAGUGACUGUGCAGAUUUGACCCAAGGAGAUAAAAAUAAACACCAUAAACUACAGCAGACACCUUCCUACGGAGAUGCAUAGUAAAAGCCACGCUGUGGCAUUUUUACAGCAGACUGAGUGAACCAUUCAAACCCUACGGGACUUUCCAAAGAGCUUCAUUUCCUCUUCCUCCUCCUCCUCCUCCUCAUCAGCUGCUCUUUACUUAUUAAUCAGCUCUAAUGGCUCGCUGUCUGAACGCUGAAUCCUCGUGCAUUACCACUGAAAUCCAGUUCCCUGUCCAAAAUAUUGCCUACUGUUUUUUUAACAGUAGAAAGUUGUGCUCAAAAGUGCAGAGGGAUGAUAUCAGAAAAUGCUGAGUGAAAAGUCAUUACCCAACUGAGACGGAGAAAGGUGCCUGGGUGGACUAAGCAGGAUCUGCAGGAAAUACCAGCUCCACCUUGACAGAACAAAGGCCAGGACUGACAGAGACAACAAAGGCCUGAAGUGCACUGGAAUCUACAGUUUACAGAGCACAGGGGAACAAUAUAGGGGAACAGUGAGUUGUACUUUUGAAUAUAACCGAUUAACUCUCACUAACAGGAUUUAGAACAGGAAGACUGGCUGUACAGUACUUUUCAAGAGUGCUUUAAUUCAACAUGACGCCUCGUUCACCACUUCCAGCCUGCCUCCUCCUUCCUCUCCUCUCUGUUCUGCCACCCUGUGUCUUUAUUUCUCCUGAAAACAGAUGCCUGAACUCCUUUUGUUUCCUAACAAAGGCCCGUCGAGGUCAGAGCACAGAGAAGCAAGUAUGGGAACGCAGAGGGGGGAGGUGAGAGGCCAGGCCCGGUGUAUAAAACAACACACAAUCCUGCACAGCAGUGACGUCCUUCUGUAAAGUUUUGUUUUGUGACAUGUACAUGUUUGUGUAAAGCAUUAUGUGUAAAGUCAGAGCAGGAAUCAAGUCUUGGGCUUCAAAAAAAAGAAAAAAGAAAAAAAGGCCAAACGUCAUUCCGGUUUGGCGUCAACUCAUCGUUGCUGCCAUCUACUGGUACUACAUCAGCUCUACCCGUGGUGUUUUCUGUCAUCACUGUGAUGCUUCAUUUCCUAUCGAUUGAUUGUUCUUUUCCUGGAGAAGGUGACGAGAAGUGCCUCUGGAUUUAAACCGGUGACUUGGUGAUGUCUCAUGGAGAUGUGGGGGUCGGGGAGGGAGGGGUUUCAAGAAGAGAUGAUGAUGCUGCUGUAUUUGGAAAUGCUCUAGUUUCCAUAAAUAUAUGUUAUAAAAAUAGAAUUACCAGACACUGUCCAACUGAGUGAUUACUCACGUGAAAUAAGUGAUUGACAUUGAAGGCAUCACCGAAAUAGGUUUAAAAAGUCGGUAAGGAUUCAUGAUAUUCAAGAGCAUCUGGAAGGUGAAAAAACACAAGUGUGAUGACGAUGUUCAGAGAUCCUCCUCACAGCCAGAGUAAUGGACCAGCAGACGAAACAAAAACUGGAUCCUCCAGGACACAGGCAGAACAUGAUGUAAUCUGACCACCAACAGACAGGACUGAACUGGACUGAACAGGUUUCCAGUGAUUUGUUAAACUAAAAAUGUCCCAUUUUAACAGCCUAUUAUCCAAAUUAGAUUUUCAAAAAAAAAAUCUCUUUAAGACUUUACCAACUCAAGGAAAAAUAUUAAUUAUAAUUCAUUUAAACAUGUAUUUGAACUUUCAUUCAAAAAUUAAUUUUGUGAUUGAAAAGAUGUUACUACCAGGGCUGUCAAUCAAAAUAAUUUGAUUAAUCACACGAUUAAUUUUUCAUGAAGUCUUUAAAAAUCACUUCUUUGAACCACGUUCUAAGCUGACGCUGCAGAAACAGAGCUGUAAAGUGGAGUGUGUUGUGAGCUGGGAGCAGAAACACAGUGCAACAGUUCUGCACCAGUAUUGUUCCACACUGUGUUGCUAUUUUAAACCAUGCAGCACCAACAUCUCCUCGCAGAGACACGAGUGCUACGUUUCUCCUUGUUCUAAUAAAUGUGUUGCCCUUCACUGCAGACCACCACAGGUCAGAUAAGGUAUGAGCUGAAUGCAGUAGGUUUGUUUUUUUAGUACAAUUAUAGUGUGUAUUUAUUUAUUUAUUUAAAUAUAAGGGUAAGUCAAAAAGUUUUGAGAUAUAUGAUAUUUUACAUUGGUCUGAUUCCAAUGUGUGUGAUUUAAUGACUACAUCUUCGCAAGGAGUUGAGCUGUGCUUCCUUUUGGUUGAUCAGGAUUUCACCAACUCAACAACAACAAAAACAACAACAACAACAAAUGAACAUUUUUAACCAAAAUUGUUACAGAAAACAUUUAAAAAAUAAAUAAAAAAUGUAAUGUAUUCAAAAACUGAAAGAACAUUUGAGAGCCCUUUUUUUGGUCCUUAACAAAGAAUUCUACAAAGAAUCAUUCACAGACUCAAAUUUAGUAUACAGAGUUUGCUACUUCAAUAAAUAAAGACUUUUCUUUUCAGUUUGUACUACAGUUGACUUUGCAGUGGUGUCUUUGAGGCAGGCAAAAUUUCAAUCUCUCAGGAAAUAAUUCCCUCCUUAAAUAUCUCAAUUUUUUGCAGUACUAAGGCGUUGCACUCUCUCCAUUGCGAUCACUCUGUUCCUUUUUUCUCUGAUUGCGUAACCAGGCCUUUCUUCAGGUUUCCAUGAAGAAGCAGCCACUAUUAUUUGGGCUGUUUAUUCCGAGUGCCCUUGGCUUGUGUGAAGGAUGCUGAGGCAGCUGUGUGGUAUGCUCUUGUUCCUGCUCUGGAGGGAUUGUUUCAGAACUCAUUCACAUUCUGCAUGCAAUGUCCUUUAAAGUGUGCUCCUUUGAAGCGUCCUCAUACUAAUAUGUGAGACGUGGAUGCUGUAUGUUUGGGCUGUUGUCGAAGACUCAUUAUCGGGAUCUGUGAAUCACACGUAAUAACCACGUACUGCAAACAGUCGUGAUAACGCCAGAAACUGGUGAGCCGUGUUCACCUCUGACUCACUCCUUUACGAACUCCCGAGUGGAGAGUAAAUGUCGGAGCCUGCAGGUGUAUUUUUUAAUGAUUUUUUUCUAAUGAGUUUGCACUGUGAGGGUUGAGCACGUACACAAAUACACCUGAAAACCAUAGAAAAAACUGGAACUGGCAGGAAGGAAAGGAACCCCCAAACAGCCACUGUCACAUGACCAAAAUGCAUUAAUUUCAUCUACGAGCGGUAUCCAUGACUACAGCGAUUUAAGGCAAUUAUUUGGACACUCUGUCCACUAGCUUAUUCCUGCACUUAGCCAUAAUGAGGUGACAGCACACCUGCACGAGGUGUUAAAAAUAGACUGAACUGUUUCUGUAGGUAUGAAUGGAUCACAGAGAGGUCAGGUGGAGCUCAGGGGGCCGGGGGACUCGUCUCCUCCCCAGAGGGACUGGGUUUGGAACAAACUGUUUGUAGUCAUGUCCCUAAACCUCCCAGGUUGUCCCAUCAUCCACCAUUCACACAGAAAUCAUCCCAUACAGAAAACAACAUUUUUGUAAAUCCUUUUUACCAUUUAAGUUUCAUGUGGAAAACAGUAUCACAUUAGAGAAAAUUCAGUUUUCUCUGAGGAAGAUUACAGCACCUCUCAGUGUGAAGAGCGUUCCAGACACACGGAGAGGGGGAGAGAGACGGAUCCUUUGUGUUUCUAUAAAAGGACUGAGGUCUGGAUGACAGGCAGUGACGCAGACUCUCCUGUGCCUGCCGGGGUGUAUAAAAGGCAGACACUUUUCUCAGUUUCAGCAGAACACAUGUACAAGGUUCCCGGAGUGGUCAGAUUGCAGAAGACUCGGUGAACAGAGAUGCUGGAGAGAACAAAGAGAUGAACACAACUGAAAAGCUUCAUCUUUCAGUUGAUGGCAUUUUCGAAAUGUUCAGCUCCUUCACUUGGCAUCAGCAAUCACACGUCACAAACCCACAUCUGUCUGUGCAACACCCUGAAGUCUCAACGCCCUCCAAGACUGGCAUGGGCAUUAUUGAGACUGUUAAAGGCUGCUGGAGACAACAAGAGAAGACCAUUUCUGAAAGAAGAUCCUCCAGUUCUGGGAGACAACACAGGUCAACCCAUCGACUUCCCAAGAGGUCCAUGGAUCUGCUGGAGAUGGGACUGACCAAGCCCAGGAACUGUUGCAGACUGGUGGUGCUCGGAGGACCAAACGUUGGUAAAACCAACAUCCUCCAUCGGUUCCUGGAUCAGGAAUUUGAGGAGAGGUAUCAACCGACGUCUGAGGACUUUUACAGAAAGCUGUUCCACAUCGGAGGAGAGUCAUACGAGCUGGACGUUCUGGACGCCUCCAGUGAGAGGGACUUCCCGGCCAAGCGGCGGUUGUCCAUUCUGACAGGUGACUUAUUUCUGCUUGUCUUCAGUCUGGACAACAGUGAUUCCUUCAGUCAAAUAUGUGAGCUUUUGAAGGAGAUCAAAUCUGCCAAGACAAAGUUACUCAAAUUAAAACAUCCGGUGAGAACACCGGUGGUCGUGUGCGGUAACAAGUCCGACUUGGCAGCUCAGAGAACCGUGAGCCGGUCCACAGUGAUAGAAACUCUCGGUGAUGACGUCUGCUUCUUCGAAACGUCCGCUAAAGACGGCUCAGGUCUGGACGGUAUGUUCAGAGCUCUUGCUUCCCUCGGAGAACUUCCGGAUGAGGCGAGUCCGAACCGGCAUCAGAUCGUGUCCUUCCUCACCUACCAGUCGAUGUGCGUCGGCCAGAGAGGGAGGAAGGGGAGCAGGACGCGGGUAACCGGUGUGCCUUGCGCGGCUGUGGAUCCCACAGCGCGGCGGCCGAGUUUCACCAGCGACCUGCGGAUGGUGCUUGGAUCAAGCACCAAACACAGUAAACCAGAGAAGUGUCAGAUUCAAUGAAUCGUGUGACUUCUCGUGCAAACCAAUUGUAGUAGUAUGCUGCAAUGUCUUAUCAUGUAUGGAGUUAUACUCUGCAGCACUUGGCCGGACCAGUGCAUCCAUCUGUGUACAGAACUAUGUUGACUGUAAUGAAUUAUAAUAAAACAGUUUCUAAUUGUCAUAUGUUGGUUGAUUGAAUCCAAUGAGUCACUGUCUCUUCACUGUUACUCAUCAGGCGAUGGCAACAAGUGUCUUUGAGGAGUGGCGGGGCGGGGAGGUUCUAAUAAUGAUGCAAAACCUACGUAUGUGGGAGAGCGAUGACUCAAACACAAACCUUGAACGUCUCCUAACAUCCGAGAGACUGUUGACACUUCCGGACGCCCACGAUUUCGUUCAUGAAAGUGGAGGCUUUGCUGUGACAAUGGCUGACCACAGGCGACAUGGUAUUUACAACAGAUAAUUAGCAUAAAGUGAGGAGGUGGGUGAGAUAGACGAGGUGAUAGAGAGAUCUGAGAAAUCAGCACCAUGGAUAGAGACCACCGCUCUCUCUAACGAGUGACACAAAUUCACAUAUGAGUGAGAUUUGUUUUUCAGGUCCAUUAUGUCCACUCAUAAAAACUUACUUUAAUUUGAAUAAGUCAUACAGUAAAGGCUGAGGAUAUUAUCUUUUUUCUUCUUACACAAAAUGACAACGAAACAUUAAACUCAUCCCAAAACACCAAGGACGCAUAUACAGUAUUUUGAAAUGUGAGACUAUUACUACUAUAAAUAGUUUCACUGACACACCAUAAAUAUUUAGAGUAGGAAAGCUUAAAAAAAAACAGAAUGCCAGAAUGAGUAACAAAGAAUUCACCGACUGAAUUAUUUUUGAAAUGUUGAAUUAAACAGAGAAACAAAAGGAGUUUCUAUUUUGAGAAGGACAUUAAUUCUGAUGAGUCAUUACAGUGCAGUAGCGUAGCAGCAGACCUGGGUAGCAUUACAAAUUACAAAACGACUGGUGAAAGGGUAAACAGUACGUUGCAGAUGAGAUGCACGACAGAAUAGUCAAUUAUGGCGAGACAGUUUUUUAUUUAUUUGGUUUGAGUAAUUCUUUUUGCAUCAAAGCAGCUGAAGCUCUGGGGGAAAAUCUUUCCAGUCUGGCUGAGCCAUCAACAAACAAAAAAAACAAGUCAUAGGAGGAAACUGUGGGAUUAAGUUUGACUAUAAGGAUUAGAAAUAUUAAAAAAUGAUUAUUUUAAUGUAAGAAAUUGUGAAAAC
Molecule: messenger RNA, 6255 nt
Organism: Cynoglossus semilaevis (tongue sole)
Lineage: Eukaryota; Metazoa; Chordata; Actinopteri; Pleuronectiformes; Cynoglossidae
Gene: rasd2a
Product: RASD family member 2a
Exons: 2
Coding region: 3982-5019 (345 amino acids)
Biological process (GO): signal transduction
Molecular function (GO): G-protein beta-subunit binding; GTP binding; GTPase activity
Source: RefSeq, a predicted model, not a curated record